AUGAGCAGCACAGAAGCACACGAUGAGCGAUACGUCGACAACAAUGGCACAGAAGAUACCUUCGAUACACAAGAUGGCGUGCGGAAGGUGAUCGCCGCUCAAUUUUCUCUGUCAAAAAGUACAAUAAUUCUUCUCUCUAUUGGCAUUUUCUUUGCAUCUUUCAUCUUUUCCUUCGAUCAGGGCACUAACAGCUACAUAACAAACGCUGCUUUCAACGAAAUCGGACAUUCAAGAGCUCAGCUUGCGGUUUUAGCAGCUUCAUCCAUUGUCAACAGCACAGCCAAGCCUUUCUUUGGAAAGCUGCUCAAUGUCGCCGGUCGCCCUGAAUCACUCUCCAUCACAAUGUUUUCCAUGUCUCUUGGAUACCUCAUCUGCGCAGCUUCGCCUACAGUUUCUGGUUUGAGCGUAGGCAGAUGUCUCUGGCAACUCGGCAACAGUGGUUUCCAGAUCGCGCUGCAGGUCGUCAUCGCCGACGUCACAAAUCUCCGCUACCGUAGUUUGUUCUCCGGUAUUGCUGGCUGCGGUUGGCAAUUCGUCCUCUUUUACUUUUCGGGAAAGGCCGUGAACAGCGCGCUGAGCGAGGGUGGUGUAGGUUGGAGGGGUAUUUUUGCCAUUGAAGCUUGUCUGUUUCUUCCUGCGAUCCUUCCAAUAAUCUUCAUUCUCUUCCGCGCGCAAUCUAAAGCCCGCCAACACGCCCACCCUAACAUCCACAAAGCAGCUCUGCCACUCUCACACAAGAUCUACAACAUCUGCAGCGAUGUUGACAUUAUCGGUCUCUACCUCUUGCUAGGCUGGCUCGUUUACAUAUUUCUCCCGAUAGUUCUCGUUGGACAGAGUUCCCUGCAGUGGAAUGGCACCGCGCUUCCCUUCAUGAUGACUGUCGGGGCCACAAUUAUCCUCCCCGCCUUCAUCUACUGGGAGGCCACUAGCGCGGUGCACCCGAUACUCCCACUACGAUUCCUCGCCAACAGGACCAUCAUAUCAACGUGCAUGAUCAAUCUUUGCGAUUUCAUUUCGUUCAGCUUAUCAUUCAACACGCUGACCCAAUACGUAUACGUAGCGACGGACUGGAGCGACGCAAAUGCGCUGUAUUUCACAUCGACCCAGAAUCUCUGUCUUUCAUUUUUCGCGAUAGCUUUCGGGUUGUUGGUGUCAAUAUACCAGCUGCGCUGGCGGGGGUUUGUUGUAGCAGCGCUAUGUGCGCGCAUGCUCGGACACGCUCUGAUGCUGUAUGCGCGCGUGCAUCCCACGACUGCCGCUCUGCUCAUGACUCAGGUACUUCAGGGUGGCGGAGGGGGUGUAGCGUCUGCAGCAACACAAGUAGGCGCUCAGGGAAGCGUCCCCCAUCAGGAUCUCUCCUUAUCUGUUUCUGUUAUUCUGCUCUUUGCUGAAAUUGGCAGUGUUAUCGGCAGCUCAGUAUCUUCUGCACUCAACACAGCUUAUUUGGUGCCGUAUAUUUGCGAACAGUUCCCGGAAUGGAGCGUUGAGACUGCGUCUCAAUAUGCCGAUUCUCCUCACGAGUUGGGCAGGAUGCUAGGGGCGAUUGGAACACCCCAAAGAGACAAACUUGUUCACGCUUUCGCUAAUAAUAUGCGUCUGCAGAAUAUACCAGCCGUCGUUAUCUCCAUCAUCCCAAUUGUCGUUGCUUUGCUCUUCAUGGGCGAUUUCAGACUCGACAAACGUAAAAAUGUGGUCGAGAAUGAGGAAAAUAGUGAAGAACAGCAGUUCGGUAGAUAUCAACAACUCCAUCCGCCAUAUCAACCUUCUCGUGAUAAUCUCCGUAUGCAUAGAAGCACUGAGGCUCUCCUUGACCGCAAAUCAACGCUUUCUCGGCAUAGUCUCAGUCAGAGUGUUCACUCCAGCUAA
Wallemia ichthyophaga EXF-994 is the source of this 1866-nucleotide messenger RNA. RefSeq names its product Siderophore iron transporter 3. The coding region runs from base 1 to 1866 and encodes 621 amino acids. Lineage: Eukaryota; Fungi; Basidiomycota; Wallemiomycetes; Wallemiales; Wallemiaceae. The record is from RefSeq and is a predicted model, not a curated record. Gene Ontology annotation, biological process: transmembrane transport. Gene Ontology annotation, molecular function: transmembrane transporter activity. The transcript is spliced from 2 exons.